Molecule: messenger RNA, 1708 nt
Organism: Drosophila willistoni
Lineage: Eukaryota; Metazoa; Arthropoda; Insecta; Diptera; Drosophilidae
Product: ATP synthase subunit beta, mitochondrial
Exons: 3
Coding region: 40-1560 (506 amino acids)
Biological process (GO): proton motive force-driven mitochondrial ATP synthesis; proton transmembrane transport
Molecular function (GO): ATP binding; proton-transporting ATP synthase activity, rotational mechanism; ATP hydrolysis activity
Source: RefSeq, a predicted model, not a curated record
GGAUUUACCGUUCAGUCCAGAAGAGUUUGCACCGAAAAAAUGUUCGUGUUACGUGCUGCCGCUAAAGCUGAUAAGAAUUUGCUGCCAUUUUUGGGGCAAUAUUCUCGAGGACAUGCCGCUAAGGCAGCUGCCAAGGCUGUCGCUGGAGGCAACGGCAAAAUUGUCGCUGUCAUUGGUGCUGUCGUCGAUGUACAGUUUGACGAUAAUUUGCCUCCAAUUUUGAAUGCUUUGGAGGUGGACAACCGCUCCCCUCGUUUGGUGCUAGAGGUGGCCCAACAUUUGGGAGAGAACACCGUGCGUACCAUUGCCAUGGACGGUACCGAGGGUUUGGUGCGCGGCCAGAAAGUUCUGGAUACCGGCUAUCCAAUCCGUAUUCCCGUCGGAGCCGAGACCCUGGGUCGUAUCAUUAACGUGAUUGGCGAGCCCAUUGAUGAGCGUGGUCCUAUCCCUACCGAUAAGACUGCCCCCAUUCACGCUGAAGCACCCGAAUUCGUUGAGAUGUCCGUGGAACAGGAGAUUCUUGUCACUGGCAUUAAAGUUGUAGAUCUGCUUGCACCAUACGCCAAGGGUGGAAAGAUCGGUUUGUUUGGAGGCGCUGGAGUCGGCAAGACUGUGUUGAUCAUGGAGUUAAUUAACAACGUAGCCAAGGCUCACGGUGGUUACUCCGUGUUCGCUGGCGUCGGCGAGCGUACUCGCGAAGGCAAUGACUUGUACAACGAGAUGAUUGAGUCCGGCGUCAUUUCGCUUAAGGAUAAGACCUCUAAAGUCGCCCUUGUCUACGGACAGAUGAACGAGCCCCCGGGUGCCCGCGCCCGUGUAGCCCUUACCGGUCUUACUGUCGCUGAAUAUUUCCGCGAUCAAGAAGGACAGGACGUGCUGCUCUUCAUCGACAACAUUUUCCGUUUUACUCAGGCCGGUUCUGAGGUGUCCGCCCUGCUAGGUCGUAUCCCCUCAGCUGUGGGUUAUCAGCCAACUCUGGCCACUGACAUGGGUUCUAUGCAGGAGCGUAUUACAACUACCAAGAAGGGCUCCAUUACUUCCGUGCAGGCCAUUUAUGUGCCAGCUGACGAUUUGACCGAUCCCGCUCCGGCCACCACUUUCGCUCACUUGGACGCCACUACUGUGUUGUCCCGUGCUAUUGCCGAGCUGGGCAUUUACCCGGCUGUGGAUCCCUUGGAUUCGACCUCCCGUAUCAUGGACCCCAACAUCAUCGGACAGGAGCACUACAACGUAGCUCGCGGCGUUCAGAAGAUCUUGCAGGAUUACAAAUCCCUUCAGGAUAUCAUUGCCAUUUUGGGUAUGGAUGAAUUGUCUGAGGAGGACAAGCUGACAGUGGCCCGUGCUCGCAAGAUUCAGCGCUUCUUGUCACAGCCAUUCCAAGUCGCCGAGGUCUUCACAGGUCAUGCCGGCAAACUCGUUCCAUUGGAGCAAACCAUCAAGGGCUUCUCACAGAUUCUGGGUGGCGAGUACGAUCACUUGCCCGAAGUUGCGUUCUACAUGGUUGGUCCCAUUGAAGAAGUUGUAGAAAAGGCCGACCGUCUAGCUAAGGAGGCCGCCUAAGUAGUUUUCAUCGUCAUGAAGCCAUGAUGACUAAGAUCAAGUGAAUUAAGCAUUAAAGUUGUUGUCACAGACACUGUAUCUUUUGAAGGGAUCUUCCCAGCCCGACCUAGAGGAAAUCAAUAAAACGUAUUUAAACUCAAAACAAAAA